Anopheles funestus (African malaria mosquito) is the source of this 2440-nucleotide messenger RNA. RefSeq names its product GILT-like protein 1. Gene Ontology annotation, molecular function: oxidoreductase activity, acting on a sulfur group of donors, disulfide as acceptor. Lineage: Eukaryota; Metazoa; Arthropoda; Insecta; Diptera; Culicidae. Bases 650 to 1354 code for a protein of 234 amino acids. The record is from RefSeq and is a predicted model, not a curated record. The transcript has 2 exons.
AUGAUUUUUCCGGAUUUUGACAAUUCCAUCUUCCUACAAAUCGGGAAUUGUGAUAAGAAAAAAUAAAAAAUUACAGAAAAAAACGCAUUUUCACUUCGCGCUAUACACGAUAAAAACCAUUUGCAUAUAUAGUUUGUGCAGCUGUUUCGUCCGAUUUACUGUUUUACGUUUAUUCUUAUUGUCGCACAAAGAGGACACGGAGGAAAGGAAAUAACAUUUUGCUCAACCGCUUCGACGCUUUGAUAGUGUUGUUUACAACAACGUGUGAUACAACUGCGAGUUUUGUUUUCUCUGUUGUUUGUUGUAAUGUAACAGGCUAUCCCGACCACACUGCCGUCUUGUAAUCAGCGUCCCAAUCGCGUCACAGUCCCAUUUAAUCGCUGAAGUACACUUUUAUCAAACCACCUGCCCACACGACGCGUUAGUUUCGCCGGAUAUUGCGUGUGGGUUUUUUGUACACAUCAUCAAUCUCCUCCUCCAUCACUGUUGGACGCCAUUAAUCGAUGAUUGCCGAUUGGUGCACAUGAGGUAAAGCAGGUGACGGAUGUAGAUGUAGAAGAACCACGAUUCUUCCACGUGCAAAGAAUAUUCUUCAUAUCAGGCAGAAGUGCCCCGAAAGUAAGUGUCCCUGUCCCGGCACCAGCUAACCAUGUUCCAGAAGCGGCAGCUGCGCAUCAUCUACCUGGUGAUUUUGAUCAUCAUGAUAGUGUUGAUCUACAAAAGCUUCACCCAGCACAAGCCAACCGAUGACGAAGUGGAACAAACGUCCGGUGGUGAAGCUAUGCUAAAACCAAGCGCGCCAGUUUACGUGGUCGUGUACUACGAGGCAUUAUGUCCGGACUCGAAAAACUUUGUCCUCCAUCAGCUAGUGCCGGCUUACGAGCGAGCACCGGAACUCGUCGAUAUAGAGUUCGUCCCAUUCGGUAAAGCUUCGUGGACGACAAGGUCAGACGGAUCGCUGGAGUUCGAAUGCCAGCAUGGACCGAUAGAGUGUGAAGCCAACAUGAUCCAUGCGUGCGUUGUUGAGGCCGUGCGGGAACCCCGAACGCGACUCGACAUGGUGGCCUGCAUGAUCAAGAACAACAUCAUCCCCCGGGACGCAUUUUUCCGCUGCGCCAAGGAGCACGGUGUGGAGAUCGAAUCGAUCAAAAAGUGUUACGACAGCCCGCACGGUGCCGAACUGCUGAAGGUGCACGGUGAAGCAACGAAUGCACUACGACCGGCCGUUACGUUCAUCCCGACCGUAACGCUCGAUGGUGCGCAGUACGUCCAGAAGUCGAUCCUGAAGGAUCUGUUCGGUAACGUGUGUCAGGUGGUGUCGGGCCGUGGACCGAAACCGGAUGUGUGUAAAUGAUAGCAGCUAGUGUUGCACUUCCUUGCCCGCUACCUGCAAUCGGAGGUACUGGACGAAGUCCGGCAGCUUCCCGGGCAGCUGCGGCGAGGAUUGUUUUGGUUGCUUAACUAACUUCUACAACUGGAGAACGACGGAGAUAGAGAGAGAGAGAGAGAGAAUCCUUGUAUCAAGUCCAUCCAAAGUCAUCGACAAAGAUGCCGUUCUGUCGAACAGUCCUUAAAACCGGUGCACAACUCCAGUUAGAUGAGUGUGCAAUCUGCACAGUUGUACUACUGUGCUUUCGAUCUUCUAUUGUAAUUUAUUUCUUCCUUUCUUUUACGGGUGCUUCGGUCCAGAUCGCAACCCACUCAACAUACGCUCCUUCAGUUACUCAAUUUAAGCCAAACCGGAAAAAAGGCGCGGCAACAACUAGAUGGCUCAUGGUAGAUUAAAGGUAAAAUAAAACUAGAACAAAUAUAAUAGUGCAAUGUAGUGUGUGAGGCUUCGAACGUUGGACACGUCGAGCGGACGACGUCCAGUGCCCCUUUAGUCGAUAUUCCAAGCGAAGUAGUCAAACAGCUGCAAUGCGGGCUGAGAUAUUUAGUCAUGUUCAAUUCCCCUUAUAGAAACAUACGAUACGGCUUCCGCCUAUCGGAACCGGGACCGGGAAGGUCGGAAUACACCGUAAAGAAGCAAUGUGUGAAACAAACAAGAACACAGGGUUUUUUCCGUAAAGUGUAGAAAAGAAGGAGCGUAUAGAUGUUUAAGAUGGUACUUCCAUUUUCAUUUGUUUAGUUUGCGUGCUUGGGACUGGAACAGAAACACAGCUCUAGGGGUGACUGUUUUCUACGAAAGAGACUGAGCAUUUAUACCACACACACACACGUACGUAUCGAAUUUAUGUCCAGCGAACGCAUUGCAAUACAAAAGUAAGAUAAGGAUCGUAUUAGUAGCGAUCGGUACAUUCUAUGAGUUGUGUUCCGUUGAAUGUAGGUUUCGUUUUUGGGUGAUAUUUACAAAUAGUUUUUGGUGCAGAUUGUUACGGUUAAGGCAGUAUAGUGGGGAUCAGUUAAAUUAUUAAUAAAAAUUGUUUACCGCUCCAUCGAA